Homalodisca vitripennis (glassy-winged sharpshooter) is the source of this 1884-nucleotide messenger RNA. RefSeq names its product PRKCA-binding protein-like. The coding region runs from base 240 to 1853 and encodes 537 amino acids. The transcript is spliced from 11 exons. Gene Ontology annotation, cellular component: synaptic vesicle; postsynaptic density; neuron projection. The record is from RefSeq and is a predicted model, not a curated record. Gene Ontology annotation, biological process: receptor clustering; intracellular protein transport; dendritic spine maintenance. Gene Ontology annotation, molecular function: protein kinase C binding; protein domain specific binding; phospholipid binding. Lineage: Eukaryota; Metazoa; Arthropoda; Insecta; Hemiptera; Cicadellidae.
GUUUUGUUGGCACAGUUGAGAUGACAGUGACACCUGUCAAAUUAGUGCCAGUUACUCAUUAUUUGUUUUCAUUAUAAAAGUUUACCAAUUCUGGAUUUUGCUUUUAGAUCAGGUGCUAGCAACCUGGUAGUUAAAAGAAGUUAUUUUGCAGUUUAAUUCACAGUAUGUUUGAAUUCGAUGAUGAAUAUUAUGUUGAAGAAGAUAAAAUUUUUGUUGUUUAAUGUGUUGUGCUGAUUACAAUGUGGCAACUUCAUGAAACCCCUAAUCCUGACUACCAAUAUGCCCCGUUGCCGCUAGAGAUUGGCUAUGUGGAGUCACAACCUUUUGAGGACAAAAAAGUUCAUCAAACACCUGCUCUUCCAAAAGAAGAGAAUGGAAAUGAAGAAGAAGAAGGUGGUGAUGAAAAAAAAGAUAACGAAGAAGAAGACCCUCUCUUGGAAGUGAUAUCCAUUUACAAUAACAUGGAUGAGCGUACUCAGCUCUUAGGCCCUCACUACACGCACCGUGACACAUUGGGAAUGACCAUAACCUCUGGGGUUGUCACCAUAACCAAGGACCAGGGGAAUCUUAUUGGGAUCAGUAUCGGAGGAGGGGCCCCUCUCUGCCCCUGCCUCUACAUAGUGCAGGUAUUUGACAACACUCCAGCUGCCAAGGAGGGAACGUUGGAGAGCGGAGAUGAGCUGGUUGGAGUCAACGGUCAGUCUGUCAAGGGCAAGACCAAAGUGGAAGUGGCCAAGAUGAUUCAGGCCUGCAAGGGAGAGGUGCAGAUUAAAUACAACAAGCUUCACGCAGACCCACAACAAGGCAAGAGUCUCGACAUAAUUCUGAAGAAAGAGAAACACCGGCUCGUGGAGAAGAUGAGCACGACAACGGCCGAUGCUCUAGGCCUCUCUAGAGCCAUUCUCUGCAAUGAUCUACUGGUGAAAAAGCUAGAGAGUCUGGAAGCACAGGAGGCGACGUACCGUACACUCAUCGAGCAUACCAACAAACUGCUCAAUGCGUUCUUCCUGCUGCUAAAGCAGUAUAAAGCGUUUGGAGACGUGUUUGCUGGCAUAGGGGUGCGUGAACCACAGCCCCGAGCUAGUGAGGUCUUCAACCAGUUUGGAAAUUAUCAUCGACAGAUGGCCAAACUGGGAGUGGCAGCCCUGGAGGCUCUCAAACCGAUCCUCUCAGACCUAGAAACCCACCUCACCAAAGCCAUUCCUGAUACCAAGCAGACUAUCCGGAAAUACGCGGAUACUAAGUUUGAGUAUCUGUCUUACUGCUUGAAGGUGAAAGAGUGGGAUGAUGAGGAGUACAGCUACUCAGCCUUGCAGGAACCUCUUUACCGUGUGGAGACAGGAAACUACCAAUACCGCCUGAUCCUCAGAUGCCGGCAGGACGCCAGGGCACGUUUCGCCAAGCUGCGAUCCGAUGUCUCUGUCAAACUCGAGAUGUUGGAGAACAAGCACGUGCAGGAUAUGGUCAGCCAGCUACACAAGUUGGUGUCUAACUUAAGUCAUUUCCACGAGGAGACGCUCAGCGUAUUUCCUGCUUCUAUGUUCCCCAUAGAGAUGGACCUGAGUCGUAGUGCCUUCCACUACAAAUCUGCCAUGCCAGUUGUUCAGUACGAAGACGAUGACGAGGAGAUUUUACCAGCUGAAGAAGCAGUGGAGGAACCUUGCCUGAACGAUAAUAACUUAUUGGAUGGUGUAGAACAACUCAAGCUGGACUUGUCCCAACCACCUCCUGAGCAGUCUCUAGGUUCAGACUUUGAACUUUUCAAAGACCUCCAAAUAAACACAUCAGACCAGCUGAUCCCCGGACUUGAUCUCUCACCGACACCUACUGACGAUCUGAUUGGAAUGCACUAAUACCGUAAUAUAUUGUUUGGUUGUAUGAUGA